Messenger RNA from Ramularia collo-cygni, 2325 nucleotides. RefSeq names its product probable anthranilate synthase component 2. Gene Ontology annotation, biological process: L-tryptophan biosynthetic process. The record is from RefSeq and is a predicted model, not a curated record. Gene Ontology annotation, molecular function: phosphoribosylanthranilate isomerase activity; indole-3-glycerol-phosphate synthase activity; anthranilate synthase activity. The coding region runs from base 1 to 2325 and encodes 774 amino acids. The transcript has a single exon. Gene Ontology annotation, cellular component: cytosol. Lineage: Eukaryota; Fungi; Ascomycota; Dothideomycetes; Mycosphaerellales; Mycosphaerellaceae.
AUGUCUGGAAAUGGUCUCGUCGACCACUCACCUCAGCAGCCGUCCCCUGCGGCUCCCAUACCCRCAGCGUCAAAUCUGGUGCUGAUCGACAACUAUGACUCUUUCACCUGGAAUGUCUACCAAUACCUUGUUCUCGAGGGAGCCAAAGUGACCGUGUUCCGGAAUGACGAGAUCACUCUUGAGAAGCUCAUUGAAUCCAGACCGACUCAACUUGUCAUAAGCCCAGGCCCAGGCCAUCCAGAGACUGACUCUGGCGUCAGCAAAGCUGCCAUUGAGCACUUCAGCGGUAAGAUUCCUGUUUUGGGCGUCUGCAUGGGCGAGCAAUGUAUCUAUUCCGUAUUUGGGGGCACCGUCGAUCGAACUGGGGAGAUUCUUCAUGGCAAGACCUCGCCACUGCGCCACGAUGGCAAGGGUGUAUACGCAGGACUCAUACAAGAUCUUCCUGUGACGAGAUACCACUCCCUCGCAGGAACUCACCCUACGUUACCCGAUUGCCUGGAAAUUUCGUCUUGGAUUGCUUCGGGCCCUGAUGGUGGUAAGGGUGUCAUCAUGGGCGUGCGGCACAAGGAGCUUCUGGUUGAAGGUGUACAGUUUCAUCCUGAGAGCAUCUUGACUGCGGAGGGCAGAGUGAUGAUUAAAAACUUCCUACACAUGCAAGGUGGUACUUGGGAGGAGAACUCCCGGUUGCAGAAGCAGGCCGCGCCGGCAGCGGCAAAUGGCGCUCCUGCAAACAGCAGCGCGGUCGCCACUAAUGGCGAGAAGAAAGGCAACAUUCUCGAGCGUAUCUACGCGCAUCGCAAACUUGCAGUCGCGGCGCAGAAACAGGUUCCUUCGCAGCGGCCGGAGGAUCUUCAGGCUGCCUUUGAUCUUGAUUUGUCGCCUGCGCUCAUUUCCUUUCCUGAUCGGCUCAGGCAAACACCCUUCAAGCUUUCGCUCAUGGCUGAAAUCAAGCGAGCUUCGCCUUCAAAAGGAGUCAUCUCAUUAUCAACGUGUGCACCCGCGCAGGCACGAACCUAUGCCAUGGCCGGAGCAAGUGUCAUCUCCGUUCUCACAGAACCCGAGUGGUUCAAAGGAAGCAUCGAAGAUCUAAGGAGCGUACGCCAAGCAUUGGACGGUAUGCCAAAUCGACCGGCUUUGCUACGCAAAGAAUUUGUGUUUGAAGAGUACCAGAUUCUAGAGGCUAGACUCUCUGGUGCGGAUACCGUCCUGCUGAUCGUCAAGAUGCUUGAUCUCGAAACCUUAACAAGACUAUACAAGUACUCGCAGUCCCUUGGUAUGGAACCAUUGGUCGAGGUCAACAAUGUGGAAGAAAUGGAGAUUGCCGUGAAGCUGGGAUCCAAGGUCAUUGGUGUCAACAACCGUAACCWGACGAGCUUUGAGGUGGACAUGGAGACGACCACCAGACUAAUGAGCAUUGUUCCAAAGGGGACAGUCCUCUGCGCACUCAGUGGUAUCGCUGGACCAAAGGACGUUCUGCCGUACCAACAGAAUGGCGUCGGUGCUGUGCUUGUUGGUGAAGCUUUGAUGCGUGCACAGGACACGACCAAGUUCAUUACAGAGCUCCUGGGUGGUAGUGAAGAGGCCAUCAAGGCUAAGCCACAAAAGAAGCUGCUUGUCAAGAUCUGUGGCACAAGAAGUGCAGAGGCCGCCAAAGCAGCGAUAGAGAGUGGCGCCGAUCUGAUUGGAAUCAUUCUCGUCGAGGGUAGGAAGAGAUGUGUUACCACCGAGACAGCUCUUCAAAUCGGAGAAGUUGUACGCAGCAGCUCAAAGAAGACAGAGCCUGCGACCGACGCAUCUGCAGUGGCAAGUGGCAAAGCUUCAAGCUACUUUGCGCACACAGCAGCGCACCAUAUCCAACAUCCGAAGCGUGCAUUGCUUGUGGGAGUGUUCCUUGAUCAGCCACUGGAAUACGUGCUGGAGCAGCAGAGGACAUUGAGUCUUGACAUUGUUCAGCUUCAUGGUUCUGAGCCACUGGAGUGGGCCACGUUGAUCCCCGUACCUGUGAUACGCUCAUUCAAGCCCGACCACGCAGGACUUGCGACACGAGGCUUGCAUUCCAUGCCCUUGCUUGAUUCGGGCUCAGGUAGUGGCAAACAACUUGAUGUCGCGAGCGUCAAGAGCCUUCUGCAGGCAGAUGACGGUCUUCGCGUCGUCCUUGCGGGAGGUCUCAGCCCGGAGAACGUUUCACAGGCAGUCAAUGCGCUGGGUGAUAACAAGGCUCAGCUCGCAGGGGUUGAUGUCAGCAGUGGCGUGGAAGUAGAAGGAGAGCAAGACUUGCAGAAAAUUCGUGAUUUCGUUCAAGCAGCCAAAGGCAUAGAGCUUUGA